CUAAAAAGACCAAUAAUAAAGUCCUCAAUUCUCCUUUUUCCUUGCUCGUCUUUUCUAAUAAAACCCAAAUUCAUCUUUUCUUGACCUUACACCACCAGUAAAAGUGUAUCAAGCAUUAAGAACUCUUGCUUACAAUCACUUUGUUAUGCAAAUUUCUGAAAAUUCAUACAAAGAGCCUUUCUUGGUUUCAUAAAUUUGAAUGCCAAUCUCCAAUACUGAUAAUCUCUUACUUUCUCGUCUCUUUUUCAUCAUUCUCUUUGUUUAUAUUUUUACCGUCUAAAAAGCUUCCCCUUUCUCUAUUCUUUUCAAAACCCCACUUCAAUUUCAUCUUUCUGUUUUGUAUUACCUGUUUAAAUCCUAAACCCAUGUGCUAUUUUGUAUAAAUUCAAAAUCCCAUGUCAAUUAUGCAAAAAUCUUGAACACCCAUCUCAGAUUUGUCGUUAAAUUAUUGAAAUACGAUGGUUGGGAGUGGUAUAUCGGAGGUGAUCACUAGCAAUGGUUGUUGAAAGAUGUAUUCAGAUAUAAAUUGUACAUUGAAUACUAAUUCUUCCAGAGAUCUUCAUCUUCAACCUCCACGUCCUUCUCUUCUUCGUUCUACCUCAAAUUCCCCAUUUUCUGGUCUUGUUAUUUGUGUUACUGGUCUAUCCAAAGAAGCAAGAAAACAAGUGAUGCAUGCAACUGAGAGAUUGGGUGGUCAAUUCAGUCCCCAUUUUCAUCCAAAGUGUACACAUUUGGUGGUUCAGAGCUCCCAUGAACGCAAAUCUGAUUAUGCAUCAAAGCACGGAGCCAAAGAUGGUCUUUUUAUAGUUACACUAGUAUGGUUUGUCGAUAGUGUAAGAAAAAAUGUGAGAUUGAACGAAUCAUUAUACGGUGUUAAGAGUUUUGGAGAGGAUUAUAUGGCGAAGAAGGAUCUAAACCGAAAUUCUUGUCUUCCUAAUGCUAUGGUGGAUAAUGUUAAAGAAUCUAAAUUGAUACAAAGAUCAAGAUUACAUUUAGAGGAGAAGAAAAGAAGAGGUUUAAUGUUUUCGGGUGAAAGCGUGUACGUUGAUCCCGAUGUUUCGGGUGAGCUGAGGAACAAGGUGGUGGAGGCUGCUCGGGAGGAAGGUGGUUUACUAGUGAACGAAUGGUUGGUUGGUCAACAGGCAACUCAUGUGGUAUGUGAAGUUUCUUCUGUUGGAAAGUAUCUCGGUCAAUCCAACAAUAAUCUUGUUACUCCUCUAUGGUUUCUGAAGACAGUGAAGGAGAUGAGGUCGCAGAGGCUUGUCCAUUUGUCUGCUGACUUGGCACGCCAUCUAGGAAUGACGAUGCAGAAUGUUCCAGGUGGAAAUUAUCAAAAGGAUUGUGAUAUGAUCCAUAAUUCUCGAGAUAUCAUUAAAUCUAGCCGCAAAGAGAAUCAAAGCAUUGCAAUGAUUGCAAAAACGGGGGUAAGGAAUCGUCGCAUGCAAUUACAGACGUGUCAAAAACUUAUAAAACCAUCAUCUCCAAGCAUCCUUUUGGAUUCAAUAAGUUGGAUUAUGUCGGAGUCAUCAUCAACCUCAUAUAUCUAUAACAACCCCUUCAGUAGUAUUGAUGAUGAUGCCAAGACAUCCAUACCAGAUGCUUGUUUCGUGAACUUCCAGCAACCACUCUCUGAAAGGGAAAAGAGCAAGUUGAUUUUUGGAAACCAUUUCAUUACGAUAUUGUUUCGAGUGGACUGGUUUAGGGAAAUGGGCCUGUGUUCAAGGACGUUCUUCAGUGACACAGGCUUCACAUGUUGGCAGCUAUUACAUCACAUCUACACUUUUUAUCAAGAGAACAUGUCCACAUCCGAGAUAGAGUUAGCCAUCCACGCUGAUUCCCGCCAUGCUGACCAGCUACGGUCAAACUACUCCAACAAAGAAGUUGUGGAAGUCAAGCACAUUGACUUCUUAGGGAGUCGAAGAAGGUUUCAAAUGCUCAAGCAUAUAACCGGGGACCACAAUAAAAACAUCUACGAGUUGUUGACCCGUGCAUAGUUCUUUUUCCAAUUUGACUUCAUGAGAACAAGACUUAAUCUAGUAAGAUGAGUUUCUAGCCGGCCAAUUUUGAGCUUUCCAAGUCGUUGUAGCUCAUAGAGCAUGAGUAAGGCAGCAGAAUCAAAAGAUGUCUUCUUAUCUGCACGUGGGUCCCCCUUGAGUUGUAUUACACCAUAACCAGGAAUAGUGAAGGUGAUAUGUGACUCAAAGCUAUUAAACCCUGUUCUUUUCUCCUCCCCUUCACCAAAUUCAACAAGAGAUCUGCAAAAUCGUGCUUCAUUUUUAAACCCACAACUUUACUAAUAAACGGGCAUUAUAUGAGAAGAUUGAAGCAAAUUUUACUUA
Molecule: messenger RNA, 2339 nt
Organism: Lactuca sativa (garden lettuce)
Lineage: Eukaryota; Viridiplantae; Streptophyta; Magnoliopsida; Asterales; Asteraceae
Source: RefSeq, a predicted model, not a curated record